Molecule: messenger RNA, 1901 nt
Organism: Aspergillus versicolor CBS 583.65
Lineage: Eukaryota; Fungi; Ascomycota; Eurotiomycetes; Eurotiales; Aspergillaceae
Exons: 2
Coding region: 40-1734 (564 amino acids)
Biological process (GO): regulation of DNA-templated transcription; DNA-templated transcription
Cellular component (GO): nucleus
Molecular function (GO): DNA-binding transcription factor activity, RNA polymerase II-specific; DNA binding; zinc ion binding
Source: RefSeq, a predicted model, not a curated record
GCUGCAGCUGUGCAUAAUGAUAGACUGGCCGACAGCGUCAUGCCUCGUCCUGGUCGUUCUCCAUGUCUCCAGUGUCGAUAUCGCAAGGUCCGAUGCGACCGGCGACAGGACACCUGCGGCAGCUGCGAAAGACUACAGUUUGCCUGUUCAUUCAAACAGCCUGAUGAACAGCAGAAAGGCCAGAAGAAUGCGGCUGCACCUCCAGAGCGUCGCCGCGCAAGCCGAGCAUGUCUGGCAUGUAAGCGUCUCAAGGCGCGAUGCUCGGGCGAACUACCUGAAUGCAACAAUUGUCGUCGUCGCCAGAAGCGAUGUCGAUACUCGUCUUCAGGUCCGCCAGAAACAGUCCAGCCGCUAGAGUCUUUGAAUGAGCCUACAGAGAUAGAUGGCUGGUUGGGCCCGCUGUUUCCCAUCCGCCGCCAGGAAAUGCUCAACGCCAUCGACCGCUUCUUCCGCCAUUUAUAUCCCAUUCUCUCCUUCUCCUUUCUACAUGAGCCCUCAAUCAGACAGCAUUGUGCUGCUGGUACCCUUGAUCCAUCACUCGCUCUGGUGCUGGCUGCUGUCACCAACGUCUAUCUAUCUCCAGAUCAAAGCCUGCUACAGGAGUGUAAAUCAUGGGUCCGCCGAGUAGAGACAGAGAUAUGGGAGCAUCUACAUGAACCAUCCAUUAUUCGAGUCCAGACUUUAGUGUUAAUAGUGCUCUAUCACAUCCAGACCGGCGAGUUCUCCCGUGCCUACAUGCUGGCCGGGAUGGCCGCGCGCUCCGCUACAGCCCUCCGGCUCAACUACGAACGACCGGAGCUGGGAUUCGUGGCUCAGGAGACGCGUCGUCGUGUUCUCUGGGCUCUCACCAGUGUGGAUGGCAUCUUUUCUGUCGGACUGCCCGAGUAUGAAACCAUGCCGUACGCCAUCGUCUACCAGCGGCUGCCUUGCUCCGAAGAGGAGUAUUCUGGUCUACGUGAACCACAACACCCAAAUCUUCUGGCUGCCUGUUUCCAGGUAUCCAAGAUCCAGAGGGACGUGAUGCGAUUGACUCGUCAGUUGGCUAUAUCAGACAAGCCUCUGGUAGAGCUGCCGGGGCUGGUCCAGGAGAUCCAGAAUGAUCUCUGGCGAUUGCAUUCAGACCUGGAACUGACGGCCGAUUUUUCCAUAUCUGCUACAACGCAGCCUCUAAAUAUGAAGGAGUCGCGGUGGUUUGCGCGAUAUCUCAUGGCCUCGCUCUCCUGGCAUCAAGUGCACUGCGAUCUGUACCGCAUCUUCUUGCCUGGUUACGCUGAGGCAGUGCCAACGGUCAUCAUGGACGCGACAGAUGUCAAUUUCCGUCACCAAGCGGCUGAGAUGUGUCGCAUCCAUGUCCAACUCAUCUUUAAGAUCCUGGGUGGCGUGCUCAAAGCAGAUGUGCCGCUGCUGCCACUUUAUGUGGCUGUCUGCACCUACCAGGCAGCGCGACUGACUUUAUUCCUGCCGUCUCUUCGUAGCGAAAUAACUACGGAGAGUGCCAUUGCGAGUGCGACCACGGCUCUCGGGAUUCUAUACAAGUUCUUCUCGGCGACGCCCUGGGCGCAGGAUAUCAUAGCCGAUCUCGAGCGGCUGGUCCAGUGUGCACCGGGAGUCGGGAAUUCUCAGUCUGUACAUAGUGAUUCUGUACAUGAUAGUGCUCGCCUCCGACAUGGUCAACUUGCGGUGCAUAGCUUGAUUCGUCAGGCGAACUUUGUGGACGGGGGAUACGAGGGCUGACGGACGGGGUGCAGGUCUCCAUACUCGUCGAGCAUUGUAAUAAUACUUGAAUAUGACGAAUAUCUAUGAAUUGACUUGGUGUUUGAGGUAUUCUUAGCCCAUUCUCCCUGCCAAUAUCGUGUCUCCGUCGCCGACUGCCGCCGACAUCCGGUGGACUCCGUAUACUC